GGAAUCUGGAAGCGAUGAUGCGGACGGUCGGGGCCGUGGGAGUCGGUGUGCUGUGGGCGCUGCUAACCGCCGUGGUGCCCUUUGGCGUGUCGGAGCUGUCGACCCUGGUGCAGGAGCCGUUUAAGCCCGAGUCUUCCAUGCUUAAACCGAAGGUUAUGAUCGCCAUUGUGGCUCGUAACGCAGCGCACAGCCUGCCACAUUACCUGGGCUGCAUCGAGAGGCUGGAGUACCCCAAGGAGCGCAUAGCGAUCUGAAGCUCGGGGGAAACAUAGAGAGGGAGAUGACGUGAGACGAGGGUGUCCAGCUGGGCUCACGCCAAAAACGUUGCGGUAACAUAAUACUCCAUCUUUACCCGGCAGCAACAGAUCAUAAUGUGGACAACACCACUGCCAUGUUGAGAGAAUGGCUGAAGAGAGCCCAGGGUGUUUACCACUACGUGGAGUGGAGACCCAUGGAGGAGCCGCGGUCCUACACGGAUGAGUGGGGUCCGAAGCACUGGCCUCCGUCCAGGUUCAACCAUGUGAUGAAGCUGAGGCAGGCGGCGCUGAAGGCUGCCAGGGAACGAUGGGCGGACUACAUACUGUUUGUAGACAGUGACAACCUGUUGACCAACCCCCGUGUGCUAAACCUGCUGAUGGCUGAAAACUUGACCGUGGUUGCUCCCAUGUUAGAGUCUCGCUCUCUCUACUCCAACUUCUGGUGUGGCAUCACCCCACAGGGUUACUACAAGCGAACCCCAGACUACCAGCCGAUCAGGGAGUGGAAGCGGCUCGGCUGUUUUGCUGUUCCCAUGGUGCACAGCACCUUCUUAUUGGACCUGCGUCGUGAAUCCAGCAGGGACCUGGCCUUCUACCCUCCUCACCCUGACUACAGCUGGGCUUUCGAUGACAUCAUGGUGUUUGCUUUCUCGGCACGUCAAGCAGGGGUGCAGAUGUAUGUGUGUAACAGAGAACACUACGGUCUCCUGCCGGUCCCUCUCAAAGCACAGCAGAGUGUGGAAGAUGAAAGCGAGAGUUUUAUACACACAAUCACGGAGGCUUUGAUUGACCACGACAUUGAGCCCUCUGAGCACCUGUACUCUUCUCCAUCACCACAGGACACCAUGGGCUUUGAUAAAAUUUUCCUGAUCAACCUGAAGCGUCGGCUGGACAGAAGAACCAGGAUGUUGAAAACAAUGUCUUCACUGGGCCUGCAUGCCACGCUGACAGACGCAGUGGAUGGCAAGGCUCUCAAUUCGUCCCAGCUGCAAGCGCUGGGAAUAGAGAUGAUGCCGGGCUACAAGGACCCGUACUCUGGUCGAGUCCUGACCAGAGGGGAGAUCGGUUGCUUCCUCAGCCAUCACUCCAUAUGGACACAGGUGGUGGAGCAUGGCCUCCAGAAGGUUCUUGUUUUAGAGGAUGACGUGAGGUUUGAGCCCAGGUUUAAAAGGCGAAUCCAGGCCAUAAUGGAUGACACAGAGAAAACCCAGCUGGACUGGGACCUCAUCUAUGUGGGGCGUAAGCGUAUGCAGGUGCAGCAGCCAGAGCAGUCUGUGGACGGUGUGAACAACCUGGUCAAGGCCGACUACUCCUACUGGACACUCGGCUAUGCGCUGUCCCAGCAAGGCGCCAGGAAGUUACUGGCUGCCGACCCCUUCAAAAGGAUGCUGCCCGUUGACGAAUAUCUGCCCAUUAUGUUCAACAAACACCCAAACACGGAGUUCAUGUCUCAUUUUGAGCCACGGGACCUGAAGGCCUUCUCAGUGGAGCCGCUGCUUAUCUAUCCCACCCACUAUACCGGAGAGCCGGGCUACAUCAGCGACACGGAGACCUCCACCAUCUGGGACGAUGAGGCCGUGGCCACAGACUGGGACCGGCAGCGCGCCCGCAAGACAGCCCAACAGGACAGCAUUCGCCCCGUGGCGCAGAACAGCGUCACUGGAGAUUCGCCGCCUCCUGCAGCUCGAGCCUCACGGGACGAACUCUGAUCCAGAGACCUGAGACUCUGAGAGAAAGACUUGUGUUUACUAUAACAUGUACACACAGAGAAUGUCAUGUGUGCACACACUUGAAAAGACACUUGAACUAAAAGCUUACAUACUGUACAUUCACUCACAGGCACACACACAAACACACACACACACACACACACACACACACACACACACACACACUGGUGUCCAAGUGGAUGAAGGCAGAGUUAGGAUGUCAUUCUACUCUGCUGCCUGAUGAAGAGGGACACCCCGAAGGAGAGGAGGAAGAAGAGAAUCUAGGACGAGGGCCUAGGCCUUUGACAAAAGCUUUAUUUAUUCCCAAUGUGCCUCCUCUGGGCAUCUGGAGCCAGUUAUUUCCCGAGAAAACCUAAGCAACACAUGGAAGACAGCUAACAUCAUUUGCAGGACGUGAAAGAAAAAAAAGAUUCACACAAAUCAAUUUUUUUUUUUUUUUUUUAAGAUUGUUAUUUAAAAAGAACAGAUGUGUGUUUUUUUUUAAAUGGGCAGCCAAAGAAUAAAUCCUAAAGUUGUCUGAAAACAACUCUAAAGUGUGCAUGUGAAACUGAAUGCUUACAGAACUGAUCAUGUGUGGGAAGAGGGAGGCUGACAUACUGUACCCAAGAGUGUCACUGCCUUAGAUGAUGUCACUGACUCACACACACACACACACACACACACACACACACACACACACACACACACACACACACACACACACACACACACACACAAACAGAGUACAGCCCUUCUUUGUCAAGCAGCAAGGCAGUGAUGGAUGUUAUUAGGCUCAGUGUUUGUCAUUACAGACAUCUCACUUGCACAGCGGGCUGGUCCGGCUGCUAGUUAGCAUUUCAGACAUCAGUCCUAAACCUGCAGGAUGUAAACUAGUAUAAAUUCAGACCCCUGCUUUGAAUAUAUUUUGGAUAAACUGGAUUAUUGAAUUAUUCAUGUCCUCAACACAGGCUGUUCUUCUUUCAGUUGUGGUGCGGGGCUGAACCAAAUAAAACAACUUCCCUGUU
Molecule: messenger RNA, 2991 nt
Organism: Etheostoma spectabile (orangethroat darter)
Lineage: Eukaryota; Metazoa; Chordata; Actinopteri; Perciformes; Percidae
Gene: colgalt2b
Product: collagen beta(1-O)galactosyltransferase 2b
Exons: 13
Coding region: 392-1966 (524 amino acids)
Molecular function (GO): procollagen galactosyltransferase activity
Source: RefSeq, a predicted model, not a curated record